CCAUUUCCUCAAGCCUGAUUAGCUAAGCAAUCAACUCAACAUGACGCUCUUCUUGUUGAUUUUGUCCAUUGUAUCCCUGUGCAGUGCAGUGCCACAGCAGGUGGUGGACCUGACUGGAAGCUCAUGGACUGUUGCUGAUACUGGAGGGAGGGCCAAGGUGUCUGCAACUGUUCCCGGCCAAGUGCACCUAGAUUUAUUGAAGGCUAAAGUUAUUGAAGAUCCCUAUGACGGCUGGAAUGACUGGUCGUAUCAAUGGAUUGCCUACUCUGACUGGACGUACAGCCGAGAGUUCCAGCUGCCUAAGAUCACUGAUCAGACCGUCCUACUGAAGGUGGAGGGCUUGGAUACCGUAGCAACUAUAAGCAUUGAUGGUAGCGAGGCUGGAAGAGCUGUGAAUAUGCACAGAACUCACUACUUUGACAUCACUAGAGCACUGGUGGAGUCUUCCCGAGAUCACACAAUUGAAGUAACCUUCAAUUCUUCAGCAAAUUAUUCCCUCGGCAUGGCAGGCAUGUAUCCGUACAAGCUGAAUGGAGGAGGACAAUACUUCAACUAUUCCAGCCGAAACUUUGUUCGUAAGACGCAGUCAGACUUUGGUUGGGACUGGGGUCCAGCUUUUGUACCAUCAGGAAUCACUGGAAACAUCUCGGUCAUUGUGACGAGUGGUGUGUAUGUGACCCGCAUUACGCCCAAAACGUUCUUCAGUGACGGCUUGUACGGUGUGAAUGUUACCAUAUGUACAAUGGUGGGGGCGAAAUUGGGGAGUGCCAUACUAUCCAUUAACUACACACUCGAGACUCCAAAAAUUGGACUCUAUGAAGAUCGGUACACACUGUACUCGUCCUCUCGAGAGGUGUGCAUCUCCACUCACACUCAAGUGAGCAUUGACAAGAUAGAGCCGACGUACUUGUGGUGGCCCAAUGGUGUGAGUAACCACGCCCCCUCCGUCAGUCAGGCCAUCGUCUCAGUCAACAUCACUUCAUCAACAGACUCGGCAGACGUGUUGUGGAAGUCUGAAGUGACAAAGAACAUUGGAUUCAGAAGGAUAGAUCUGAUACAGGAUGCAGUGAAAAGUGGAGAAACGUUCUAUUUUCAAUUAACGACCGAGGAUGCUAAAUAUCCGAUAUUUGCCAAGGGCUCCAACUUUAUACCAAUGGAUGCUUUCGUGAAUAGAGCCAAUCAGGAAACAACUCGAAGAUUGCUGACCUCGGCAGUUCAGGGGAACCAGAACAUGAUUAGAAUAUGGGGUGGUGGUCUAUACCAGCCGGACUGGUUUUACGAUUUGUGCGAUGAGUUGGGGAUCAUGGUGUGGCAAGAGUUCAUGUUUGCAGACGCUCUCUACCCAAGGGACAAGGAUUUCUUGAUGGAGGUGGAGCUAGAAGUUCAAGAUGUUGUUCGUCGUCUUGGAAACCACCCCAGUAUUGUCCUAUGGAGUGGCAACAAUGAGAAUCAGGAUGCGGGGGAGAAGGACUCGAUUAGUCUGGUGGACUAUACUGUACUAUACGACUCGGUUGUCAGGGCAACACUCUGGCUAGAGGAUACGACAAGGAUUUACUGGCCAAGUAGUCCAUCCAAUGGAGUGCUGGUGGACGACAGUGCCAGAGGGCUCUUCAUUCAACGCUGGGGGGAUGGGGGCAGCUCCGAUUAUGGUGAUACUCACAGAUAUAACUAUGAUGACUUUUGCACUGAUGAUACCAAGUUUCCAACGCCACGAUUUGCCAGUGAAUUUGGUUUCCAGAGCUAUCCUUCAUUUGCCUCUCUUGCAAAGAUCUCCACCAAAGUGGACUGGAGCAAUGAUUCUCCACUCAUGAAUCAUCGUCAACACCACCCAAACGGUAACCAAGAAAUGGACGCACAAAUGAAGAUGUUCUUUAGAUCUCCCAACAAUUCGGACACAGCUGUUCAGUUCCAGGAUUUUGUGUACUUGAGUCAGGUGGUUCAGGCGGUGUGUAUAAAGGCAGAGGCGGAGCAUUAUCGUCGCUACAUCAGUGUGGACGAUGUGUUCACUCGAGGGACUCUGUACUGGCAGCUGAAUGACAUAUGGCAGGCUCAGAGUUGGGCUUCUCUCGAGUGGAGUGGCCAGUGGAAGCUCUUGCACUACUACAUGUCUGACGUCUACCGACAGCUGUCUGCCUCCUCCCUCGCCGAGGACAAUGAAAUAGGGAUUUACAUCGUCAACGAUGCAGCAAUUCAAAACAUCGAGUAUAACCUCGUCAUUAAUGUACUUACGUGGAAGGGAGAGAAUGUGAGGGCAUAUGACAUUAUCGGAGCAACUGCUAAAGCAUUCACUGGAAAGAAGGUGUGGUCUUCGAGCAUAGCUGAAAUCUUUGCCGGCACCUCUACCGAGGAAGCCUUCCUUCACUACACCGUCAUGAUACCAAAGAGUGGAGUGAGUAAUUACACUGGUAACCAUUUCCCUGCCAACUUCAGCAAAGUUGCUCUGGAGCCAGCGACCAUCACUCCCUCACACUUCACCUCAGCCUCCGCUACCAAAGUGAUGUUUAACCUGAGUUCAAAUGCUGUGGCUCCGUUUGUGUACCUUGAGAGCAGGAAUGUGCCCGGAAGGUUCAGUGAUAAUGGGUUCACCAUCUUAAAGGGAGGGCAGAUAUUUAUGAGCUUUGAGAGUUGGGAGAAAUUUGAUGUGAAGCACUUUUCCAGUGGGCUCUCUAUCAGGUCCCUUCAAGAUACUUACAGUGACAAGCUGUAUGAAGCUAAGAACAGGUUUCUCAAACGUAACUAAAGUGGAAAGCCAUCCAGACUGGGUGUGUAUGAUCAUAAUACUUUGAAUUUUGUUUUAUAAUUGUAUUAAAAUUGUAAUUUAGCUUUUUUACGUAUAACUAUGAUUGAUUCACAAUUUUUUUCCAUUUCCAUUGUCAGUAUAAACUAUAUAUGAGAUCAUCGAUCAGAU
Molecule: messenger RNA, 2908 nt
Organism: Halichondria panicea
Lineage: Eukaryota; Metazoa; Porifera; Demospongiae; Suberitida; Halichondriidae
Product: beta-mannosidase-like
Exons: 25
Coding region: 41-2740 (899 amino acids)
Biological process (GO): glycoprotein catabolic process
Molecular function (GO): beta-mannosidase activity
Source: RefSeq, a predicted model, not a curated record